AUGGCUGCGGAUUGGUUGGGUAGUUUGGUGUCAAUUAACUGUGGACCAACACUGGGCGUCUAUCAGGGAGAGGUGUCAUCUGUAGACCAGUGCAGCCAAACCAUCUCUCUCAGACAGCCUUUCCAUAAUGGAGUCAAGUGCCCUGUUCCCGAGGUCACAUUCAGUGCCAUUGACAUAAAGGAACUGAAGAUUUUAGAUAUCAGAAAUGGCAACGCGAGGAACAACUUUUCAGCAUCGACAAAGGUAAACAGCAAUCCAGUUGCAGUCCCAAAAGGCGACCCCAGGUCCUUGGACAAAGUAAACUCUCCUCAGCACUGCUCCAAAAGCUACGGUGACCGUCACCUGGAUAUUCCUGGUCAGCCUAAAGGAUUUCGUCGAAGACAUAACUCAUGGUCAUCUAGUAGUCGAGGGGCAAACCAAGCCACACCAAAAAAGAAUGGGGUGAAGAACGGUGGCAGCCAGAGGCAGCACAGAGACGAUGAAUGUUUUGGGGAUGGUAUGGAUGACGGCCUCGAUACAGACUUUGAUUUUGAAGGAAACUUAGCUCUUUUCGACAAAGCAGCAGUUUUCUCAGAGAUUGACACAUCAGAACGCCGUAACGGUGCCAGGUCACGUGGGACUCCACAAGAGCAGACGCCUUCACGGUACCGCCAUGAUGAAAACAUCCUGGAGGCCAAACCGAUAGUGUAUAGACAGAUCACUGUGCCGCAGCCAGGGGCCAAUGAGUACUGCACUGACUCUGGACUUGUUGUACCCAGUAUAUCCUAUGAACUACACAAGCGGCUGUUGUCAGCUGCGGAGCGUUAUGGCCUUUCAUUGGAGCGGAGACUUGAGAUGACAGGAGUGUGUGCCAGUCAGAUGGCACUAACAUUGCUGGGUGGACCCAACAGAUUCACUCCAAAAAAUUUACACCAGCGUCCCACAGUGGCGCUGUUGUGUGGCCCUCAUGUUCAGGGGGCUCAGGGCAUCAGCUGUGGUCGCCACCUGGCCAAUCAUGAAGUGGAGGUUAUCCUGUUUCUGCCCAAUUUUGUCAAGAUGCUCGACUCAGUCACCAGUGAGCUCACACUCUUUAACAAGACUGGAGGCAAGCAGGUGUCAAGUAUCAAAGACCUUCCAGACACUCCAGUGGACCUAAUCAUUAACUGCCUUGACUGCCAUGAGAACACAUUCCUGAUGGAUCAGCCUUGGUACCGCGCAGCUGCAGACUGGGCGAACAAGAACCGGGCACCAGUGCUCAGCAUAGACCCUCCUGUUGUGGGACAGGGGCAGGCAGUGGAGGCAAAGUGGUCCCUCUCUCUUUGCCUCCCUCUUCCCCUGGCAGAGGGGGCAGGCAGGGUUUACCUGUGUGACAUAGGUAUCCCUCGCCAGGUGUUCCAGGAAGUGGGAAUCAAGUACCUUUCUCCUUUUGGGUGCAAAUUUGUCAUCCCCUUGCAUUCUCCAUGAUUGGACUAAUGGUCAAUGUGACGUGACAGAUUUGAUCUUUCACCAUCCUUGACCAUUUGGGUUUUGGCGCCUUAUAUUUGAGAGUUUCAACUGUUUCACAGUUUAUCCAUUAAGUUUCUAACUCAUCAACAUGAGAAUGUGACUUUUCCCUCAUACUGAAGGACCAUUGUUUGGUACAUUUUGUUUUACAAGGACUACGCGCAUAUGGAUGGGUUAGGAUAGGAAAAGAUUUAAAAUCUAGAUUUUUAGUUUAAAAACUAAUGUCAAGACCAUUAGAGACUUGAGGAGAGUAAUUAUGUAGAUGCCAAUGUGUUCACAUGAUAUUACAGGAUAUUUAGAAUAUAUGUUAUUCAAAAAUACAUCUGAAAUAUUAGGACUUGGUGUUAAAUUGAAUAGGACAAUCUCUAUUUUUUGAAUGUCACUGUAAUCUAACCUCAAUCCAAAGCCAUCUGGUGAAUAAACAGACCCACCAUAUAAUACAUGCAGAUACAUUGUUAUUACAUUAAGCUGGAUGAGACAACAGAAAUCCAACUUGCAUAGUUAUUAUUGCUAAUGGCCUUGCUUGUCGCAUGCCAUUCAUUGCAGCACUCAGUUACUGUUAUCUGAUGUUUUUGUUAGGAUAGCUUUCAUAUUUUGAAAUUGUAAUACCGUCAGGAGGAAUUCAGUCUUUAGCAGAUGUGGAAGAUGCUUCGUUUAUAUUAAUAAUGCUGUGUUUUCAGACUAGACCAGUGGUGACUGGGGCAGCUACUGGAGAGAAUCCAGAUAUCGCCAGUUUUGUUUGUUCUUGGUUAAUUAGGCCGUGAUGAUAAGGGCUCUGAUAAGAUGACACAGCAUGCGGAACCUCUCAUCUUGCCUUUUUAAGUGAUGAUAUGAGGAAAAAAACAACUUAAUUUUGGUUUAGUUGUGUCGGUUAAAGGACCAUACCAGUUUGCCUGCAAGUGUCAGUACUUAAACUAGAGAUCAUUUAUAUUUAACAUUUGUGCUGAUAAUUUUUAUUGCAGGCCACACAGUUUAAACUUUUAUGUCUUUUUGCUAAUGUUGCAUUAUUGUUGCUUGGUAUUAUAGAUUAAGCACAGAAUGACUUCAGAUGUCUGCGUUGCAUCACACUGACGAGCAUUAACGCACACUUGAUUGAUUACGCAACUCGAGCUGAUUUCAAAAGUGUUGCAAAAGAUUUAUUUUUUUAAAUAUCGUACGAUAAUGAAUAGAAACCAGUGAAUGCUUGGAAAUGUCAACAAAAUAUAUUCGACUGUCUGGAAGCUGAAUGGUCUUCAAAGUAGUUAAAAGUAGUUUUGUUGUAACAUGAAAGCGAUUAAUAAUAAAUGUGCUAACACAUGCAAAACCA
Scomber japonicus (chub mackerel) is the source of this 2788-nucleotide messenger RNA. It is a transcript of the gene edc3, whose product is annotated as enhancer of mRNA decapping 3 homolog (S. cerevisiae). Gene Ontology annotation, biological process: deadenylation-independent decapping of nuclear-transcribed mRNA; P-body assembly. Bases 1 to 1443 code for a protein of 480 amino acids. The record is from RefSeq and is a predicted model, not a curated record. Gene Ontology annotation, cellular component: P-body. The transcript has 6 exons. Gene Ontology annotation, molecular function: mRNA binding. Lineage: Eukaryota; Metazoa; Chordata; Actinopteri; Scombriformes; Scombridae.